AUGGGUUCUCACCGUUUCACAACCUCGCAGAAAAAAUCUAAGGAGCGUUUUAAGACGUUCAAAGCAAAGCGUAUGAUGACCGUAAAAUUUUUGAAAAGUGGGUAUCGUACGCAAGUGAAAGUCGAUUGUUAUAACAGAGGCCUGGGAACAUGCCUUGCAUUAGAUGCUUCGCAAACCAAGAUACAAGAGCUCCAAAAUGCUCAUCGAAAGACUACUAAUGCACUACAAGAGCUCCAAAAUGCUCACCAAAGGACUAUUAAUGCACUCUGGAAUGCAGAAGAUAGGGUUGAGGAGCUGGAGAACCAUGAAGUAGAAUCAAUUUCUACUCUUCACCGGCAAAUACGCAAAUUACGAUCAGAAAAUCAAGCUCUAAAAAAUCCGAGAAACUUAUUACGCUCCAACUUACCUAAUAAUAAUAAUAAUAAAAAAAAAAAAUCAAAAUAA
Rhizophagus irregularis DAOM 181602=DAOM 197198 is the source of this 444-nucleotide messenger RNA. RefSeq lists its product as uncharacterized. Lineage: Eukaryota; Fungi; Glomeromycota; Glomeromycetes; Glomerales; Glomeraceae. The record is from RefSeq and is a predicted model, not a curated record.